This is a messenger RNA of Brassica rapa (field mustard), 1946 nucleotides long. RefSeq lists its product as uncharacterized. NCBI's taxonomy places the organism in Eukaryota, Viridiplantae, Streptophyta, Magnoliopsida, Brassicales, Brassicaceae. The record is from RefSeq and is a predicted model, not a curated record.
AAUAGUCUCGUGACUUGGUAGCCGUCAUCUUCAAGGCACAAAAACAUUUACACAAAAUCAAAAGCUUACUCCUUAUCUCUGUUGCCUUUGUGUUUACUUCUUCUCAAACUCAAGUAGUGUCUCCCCUUUUCUCACCUCACUCACACACUCUCUCUCGUUGCAGAAGCUUCUCCCUCCUUCCAUCUCUCUGAUCUGUUAUGGAGAACUGUGAACAUCUUAUGUAACUGUUAUAGUCAACUAUUAGCACAUCGAUCGCUGAGCUUCUCUAACGGCUCUGCUUGGUUCUAUGUCAGAAAGCAAACUUAACUUUGAGGCACCUCUUCUUUCAACAAGGCAGAUGAAGAAAGAAGCAGUCUCUGUGCGCAAAAACAUGGCCAAGAAACUUACUCAUGAUGACUCCAAGACAAGUGAAUCUCCUUCUGUCCCUGUUCUUGGCUUGGAUCAUGUUCCAAACACUGCCUCUGUUGUUUUCAAAAGUUCCUUGGAGAAAGCAAUUGAAGAAGAAAGUGAAGAUGAUGAUGUCUUCUCUGAUGCCCUUGAUACAUUGUCUCUAAAGCAAAGCGUAAGUGGUAGUAUUGAAGCAACGAAACCGCCAAUGGCCUCCGAGGAUCCUGAUCAAUCUCGAGAUUUCAUGUUGAACCGUUUCUUACCUGCCGCAAAGUCCAUGACCAUGGAGCAACAUCAACCUCAGUACGCUAUGAAGCGACAACCAUCUCCCUUCAUGUCUGAACCAGUGAGACAAAUUAGAGAUAUACUACCAGCUGCAACUCCUAAGAGGUAUGAGUAUAACACCACUCCAUCAUAUUAUCAAGACAUAGGUGAUGAUGAUACAAGCGAUGAAGAUGACGAAGAAACUUCUGAGUAUCUAUCUAGGAGAGGCUGUGGGAUGUCACCACAACUGUGCCUUGGUAUGUUGAGCUCAGUGCAUGGUCUCAAAGAGAAACCUUACUCCCUAAGAACCUCAAGCCAUGAUCAAGUCAAGUCAAGCAAGGUUGCGAAACUCAAAUCUCGGUUUCAAUCUGUUAAAAAGCUGGCUCUUGAUAAGUUGGGAAGCAGAGCUCAAUCUCCAGUACAUCCAAGUGUUGAUACAAAUCUGCGAACAGCAAGUGUGCCAUCAUCUCCUUACAGACAAACUGGCUGUUUGUCACCGUACCGCAGUGUAGGAAACUCUUCCCCUCUUCACUCUGCUGGCUUCCCCGGGACUCGUAAGGAAGCUGAGAUCAUGAGAGCUAACAGGUUGAACAAACAUAUCAAAAACCCAAAGAAGUCUCAGGACUUACUCUAUCCAAAGAGUACAAGACUUGACUCUUCUACAAGCUCUGUCAUGGAAAAGACUUUACACGUUGACACAGAUAAGAAUCCAAAGACCAGCAAUGUCAAGAUCUUGCCAGAAACAACUUCAGAGAAACCGAAAGCUGUUCUCGAGCAUCAGGCUGUAGAGUCCCUAAGUAUUAGCAGUGCAAUCAAGAAGAUGAAGGCAGGUGACUUAGACAAGAACAAGAGUGGUUGUGAUCUGUCUCCACAUGAUCUGCCGACACCUAAGAAGCCUUCUGAGUCUUGGCUUUUACGUAAUCUACCUUCAGUAAGCUCGAAGAUCUCUUCAAGGAGAUACCUGUUUCAUCCCCAAAAGAAGGAUCUCAAAGAAAACUCCACAAGUGUGACUAAGUGGGAGACUAUAGUCAAGACUUCUUGUGUUCACAGAGAUCAUAUACGCUAUUCAGAAGAACUUGUUGCUCGUUCAUCUUGUCAAUCCACAACAUAACACUUUGAAGCUUCUCAAGAUCUGACCCCUUGGGAGAAUCAUCAGGUUGAAUCUACAACUUCAUAGGCCCAUCGAAAACCGCCGUAUCUAUUGUGAGCCUUAGAUUGAUUUACAUGUGUAGUUACACUUCCAUAUUAUGUCAGUUGUCUUACUAGUUAAUAAGAAGAAACAUUUGUUGCCGAUA